CGAGUCCGUGACUAUCGUGACUUUUCUGCCUCUAUUCUUUCUUUUCAAAUAAUAUCCAUCGCAUCAAAAACGUGUUCAGCUAGCUGUAGCCUUGGUAAUCUAAAUCCAUGUCAGCGAGCGCUACUUAUUACACGCUAUUCAGCGCUUUGAGUCACGCUCGAGUCAUCUUGAUUCCUCUGUCAAAACAGCCUGAGGGUCCGGCAGCCGCGGUUGAUAUAAAAUGGUCUAUGGAGCUGUGUACAGUAUUCUAAGCAUCAUAUCCCUUUAUUCCCAAUUUUUUUUAGUCCAAGCUGGCGUCCAUCCCAGACCUCGUCGAGCAGCUUCUACAGUUUGCAGCCUCGAAUACUUCAAGUCCAAACGCUACAACGACUACCGAUGCCACCUCGCCGCAUAUGACGGCACCUGCUGCUUUGGAUGGAUUCGGCCCAUUGAUCUCGUUCAUUCUUUCAAUUUCUGCUCUGAGAGACUGGGCGAAGCUUUUGAUCAUUGGUAGCUUUUUCGAGACAUGUCGACGCCUCCUUGCCACACUCUGGUCGUCCACGAUCGAUUCUUUCUUUAUCACCGCAACAUUUGAGGAUUACGAUGACAGUUACAAAUGGAUGAUGAUCUGGCUAUCGAAGCAACCAUCCUGGAAGAAUGUGCGUAACGUAAAUAUUAGUACCACCCAAAGGUAUUCGGGGAAUGCAUCUCUUUCCGAAGAGGAGCCUGAUCGAUCCGGAUUGCCCAAAGUCUCUUUCCUGCCAGCAGUCUCCGGGUCUUAUACUUUAUGGUACAAAUACACAUGGAUGCGGAUUACCCGUGUUUCAGAGCAAAUACCUGGCUGGGGCCCCAACCAAAGGGACUCGUUGAAUAUUAGCAUCUUCACGCGCAACCAUAAUAUUCUAAAUGAUAUCCUACAAGAAGCCAAAAAGGCUUAUCUGGAUGCGCAGGGUAGCUCUAUUACUGUCUAUGUUUCUGAUUCCACGAAUUGCUGGAGAGAACUUGCUACAAGACGCAAGCGGCCUCUAGAUUCUAUUAUCCUAGAUCCUGGAAUUCGGGAACUUGUUGUUGAGGACGCGCAAGAUUUCCUUGAUAGUAAGAGGUGGUAUGCUGAACGAGGAAUUCCGUUCCGCCGUGGUUACCUGCUGUAUGGUGCACCUGGCUCAGGAAAAACAUCACUGAUUCAUAGUAUCGCGGGCGAACUGGAACUUGAUGUCUACAUCAUCUCCCUCUCCCGCAGCGGCCUUGACGACACUGGACUUUCUGAACUCAUUUCAGAUUUGCCUGAGAGAUGUAUCGCGCUCAUGGAAGACAUCGACGCCGCUCUCCAUAAUAGUCUUUCGCGGGAGGAUGCUCCCACACCACCAAAGCAAACCGCCGAGCCCAUCCACAGCUCUCUGCCCACACACACUACUAGCAAGGUUUCGCUUAGCGGUCUACUUAACGCAUUAGACGGCAUUGGCGCACAAGAGGGGCGGAUACUGUUUGCUACCACGAACAAGUAUUCCUCUCUUGACCCUGCUCUGUGUCGUCCGGGUCGUAUGGACCUCCACAUUGAAUUUAAGCUUGCGAGCAGAUAUCAGGCAGACGAGCUGUUCAAGCGUUUUUACCUUUCUUCCUCGCCCAAGACCCCCGCAGAUAACGUUCAAGAACCAAAUUCAAAUCCUGCUCAGUCCCAUCCCAAUCGCUCUACAUGUGACGGAGGUUCCUCUAACCUAAUUGAUCUUGAUGUCCCCGACACUACCGACUCCCCUUCCUCUUCCUGUUCUGAAAAAUCUGAGCGCGUGGCUCCGACGUACAAAGGCACGCGCCAUCAUGGACAUGCACCACAACUUUCGAGCGAACAGCUUUCUGCGCUUGCUGCACAGUUUGCGUCAGCUAUUCCGGAACGUGAGGUGUCUAUGGCUGCUCUGCAAGGUUAUUUAAUGUCGCAGAAGAGCAGGCCUUGGGAGGCGGCCAGAGAAGUCUCUGCCUGGCUUGAAAAGGAGCUGGCAACAAAGAAAGUUCAAAACGAGAUAAGAUCAUGACAUGACGCUAUAUUACGUCUGUAUUCUGGUCGCGUUAUAUCCAUUGUUUCAUCUACGCACGAUACUAUGUAGCAAUGAAAUUCUAGACAAUCAGAAAUUUGGGGCCGUUUAUGUAAUUGUAAUUGGAGUUGACUCGGAGGAGUUUGAAUUUCCCUUGCGUCUGACGCCAGUCAUGAGGCCACGGU
Molecule: messenger RNA, 2191 nt
Organism: Suillus bovinus
Lineage: Eukaryota; Fungi; Basidiomycota; Agaricomycetes; Boletales; Suillaceae
Product: P-loop containing nucleoside triphosphate hydrolase protein
Exons: 7
Coding region: 393-2006 (537 amino acids)
Biological process (GO): mitochondrial respiratory chain complex III assembly; protein insertion into mitochondrial inner membrane from matrix
Cellular component (GO): mitochondrial inner membrane
Molecular function (GO): ATP hydrolysis activity; ATP binding
Source: RefSeq, a predicted model, not a curated record